Melopsittacus undulatus (budgerigar) is the source of this 1069-nucleotide messenger RNA. It is a transcript of the gene TATDN3, whose product is annotated as TatD DNase domain containing 3. Gene Ontology annotation, molecular function: hydrolase activity, acting on ester bonds. The transcript has 10 exons. The coding region runs from base 29 to 844 and encodes 271 amino acids. Lineage: Eukaryota; Metazoa; Chordata; Aves; Psittaciformes; Psittaculidae. The record is from RefSeq and is a predicted model, not a curated record.
GCCCCUUCCCUUCCCCUCCGGCCGGGGCAUGGCGGUGGGGCCGGUGGAUUGCCAUUGUCACCUGGCUGCGCCCUGCUUCCAGGCGGACGUGGCGGAUGUGGUGAGGGCAGCGCAGCAGGCGGCGGUGUCGGCCCUUGUGGUGGUGUCGGAGCGGGCGGCGGAGUUCCCGAGUGUCCUGGAGCUGUCGGAGAGAUUCCCAGGGUUUGUGUUCCCGUGCCUGGGACUUCACCCGGUGCAGGAGGUCUCACCAGAGGAGCAGCGCAGCGUUGCUUUGAAGGAUCUGGAUGCUGCAUUGCCGCUUAUAGAACUCUACAAAGAUAAACUGGUGGGGAUUGGGGAAGUUGGACUAGAUUUCACUCCCAGAUUUGCCAGCACGGAUGAACAGAAGGAAGGACAAAGACAGGUUCUGAUCAAGCAGACUGAGAUAGCGAGAAGACUGGAUUUGCCUUUAAAUGUGCAUUCCCGCUCAGCUGGAAGACCGACCAUUAACCUCUUAAAGGAACAAGGUGCUACCAAGGUGUUGCUCCAUGCCUUUGAUGGGAAGCCAUCUGUAGCAAUGGAAGGGGUGAAAGCUGGAUACUUCUUCUCCAUUCCUCCUUCCAUUAUAAGGAGUGAACAGAAGCAGAAGCUUGUGAAGCUGUUACCACUGGAAAAUAUGUGCUUGGAAACUGACUCUCCUGCUCUGGGGCCUGAAAAACAGGUGAGAAAUGAACCAAAGAAUAUCUACAUUGCUGCAGAAUACAUUGCCAGAAUUAAAGGAAUUCCAGUUGAAGAAGUUAUAGAAGUCACUACAGAGAACGCACUGAAAGUAUUCCCCAAACUUCGGAACUUUCUUCGGAUAUAGAUUGGGAAACUGAAAUGUAUGAUAUUGCAGACACUGUUAUUUAUGGUGUAAUUAAUAAAGCCAAUAUCCAUCUUGUUUUAAAGUGGAGCUUUGGUGUUGCAAAGUUCAAGAAGCGAGCAGAGUGUUCUAAAGCUGCAUUGGAUGAAUACAGGGAAAUUCUCAAAUACCUUUUGUAUGCACCAUUGUCAUCUCUUGGAUGUGAUAAAGACAGGUUGCUCAGUUGCA